UCUCUACAAAGCUGUCCACAUGACUGAGAACGUGGAUGUGCAGCUUAGACGUGGUUUAGUUUUAGUGUGUUGUGUUUGUCAUCAGUGAGUCUGAUUACUGAGUUAUAAAAGGAACGAAGGUGCAGAAGAAGAAGAAGACAGAACUGAAGGAGAAAUGUUUUUACUGCAAUAAACCAAGUAUGUCUCUUAGAGAUCCCCCGUAUGAACCUCCCUCCGUCUCUGAACUACAGGAGUUCUUACUGGCAGACAGACGCCCAACUGGCCAUGUCAAUCAAGUCUGGCCUAAUAUUUAUAUAGGCAAUGAGGUAGCAGCACGUGACAGAGGAGAUCUUCAUAGCCUGGGUAUUACGCACAUCGUCAAUGCUGCUCAUGGACCUCCAACCCAUGGCAAUGGUCCCUGCUUUUAUGUCAACACUGGCCCACGUUUCUACAGAGACAUGAAUGUGGAUUAUUAUGGGGUGGAGGCUGAUGACGCAACAAACUUCAUCCUCAGUCCUUAUUUCUAUCCAACAGCACGAUACAUCAGAGCUGCACGCGCAAUGGGAGGGAAAGUGUUUGUACACUGUCUGAUGGGAGUGAGCCGUUCUGCAACCCUAGUGUUGGCCUUCCUGAUGAUCACUGAGGGCCUGCGGCUGCAGGAGGCCGUGGCCGCUGUAAGGUCACACAGAGACAUCUGUCCCAACCCAGGCUUCCUGCUGCAGCUACGUUGCCUUGACAUGAGCCUAGAGAGGGAGAGGAGAAGAAAAAGACAGGCCCAGGCAUUAGGUCAUUUAGCCAAGCAGGGAGAAACAGCGUCCCUGACAGAGCUGAGGGAAAUUCUCUGGACCAAUAGGAAGCCUGUCGGUUCUGUCGAUGAAGUGUGGCCAAAACUCUACAUUGGAGAUGAGUCUGUUGCUCGAGAUAAAACCAGACUCUCAUCUCUGGGUGUUACUCAUGUGCUGAACGCUGCAGCAGGUCAACAUCGGAUCAACACCGGUCAGAAGUUUUACACUGAUAUUGAAGUCGUGUACCAUGGCGUUGAGGCUGCAGACCAUCCAGCGUUCAAUCUGCAGCCAUUUUUCAACUCUGCUGCACAGUUCAUAGACAGCGCCUUGAAGGAAAAUGGGAUGUGUAAGGAAAUGACCUCGUGUGCAGUGACCUCUAAGAGAAAUCCAUAUGCAGCAGUGCAGGUAGACCCCGACAGUGAUUACAUCACACCAGGUACAUUAGACCUGGAGCAGCUCUUCUGGACAGGCACCACAGCUCCAUACAUCCAUGUGAACCAGGUCUGGCCAAGAAUUUACAUCGGAGAUGAGAAAACAGCUCUCGAGCGUCCUGAGCUGAAGGACCUGGGUGUCACUCAUGUCCUGAAUGCAGCAGAAGGAAAGUGGAACAAUGUGCUGACUGGUGCGAAUUACUACAAAGACCUGAACAUCCAGUAUCUUGGUGUGGAAGCUGAUGACAAACCCACAUUCAACAUCUCCCAGUACUUCCUCCCUGCAGCAGAGUUUAUCCACGAGGCCCUCAGCCAACCACAGAACAAGGUGUUGGUUCACUGUGUGAUGGGCCGAAGCAGGUCAGCCACUUUGGUCUUGGCGUACUUGAUGAUGAAGCACAGCUUAACUGUAGUGGAAGCAAUUGAGCAUGUGCAGCAGAAACGCUGCAUUCUGCCUAAUCAUGGCUUCCUGAAACAGCUCAGAGCACUGGACAUCACGCUCCAAGAGGACAAGCUGAGACAGAAAAGACACAUGGAAAACCAAGAAGGCAAAAAAAUAAGAUAAUAUACCUCUGUACUUAAUUCUAUCUGUGAUGUGGCCUUAUUUGAACAUAAGUGUAUAUUUUUUAUUGUGGAUUCAGAGCCUCUGAAAAGGGCAUUUUGUGGCAUCUUGGAUCACCUUGGCUUCUUAUCGGACUAUAUUUCUUAUUAGGAUUAGUUUAGUUCAUAUACUUCUUGCACUCACCUGGUUUCCAUGCAUAAAUCAAAAGCCAUUUUUAUCCAAGUUGAGGUCAAACCAUCAGUGAAUCAUUCCAAAAGCUUAACAUUACCUAAUCUUUUAUGGUUUUGAGUUUGGUGUCGGGUGGGUCGGUUUAUAGGUUUUCUUGUUUUAAGAUAUCCCUGUAUUUUGUAUAUACCUGUCUGCUUCUUUAUCAUUUCAUGGGUUUCUGGGAUUUUUUUCAUUCUUUUUAAUGAGUCAUUUUUCCUCUGUUUCUCCCUUUGAUUAGCAUUCAUCUUCUGCGUCUAAGCUUUCUGCUUCUCCUCAAAAUAGCUGAGUUGGUAACCACUUACUUGUUUUCACACCAGGAAAACAGGUUUUCACACCAGCAAACACUUAACCAGUGUCCCCAUCUUUGUUCGAUCUACUUUUUUUCCCCUCCCCUUGUCUUGCCAGUUACCUCUUUGGGGGUUUAUGUCUUUGUGUAUCCAGUUACUUAUGCUAGUUUGCUCCUCAGGUUUUCAUUAAAAUUCACCUCAUCGUAA
Poeciliopsis prolifica (blackstripe livebearer) is the source of this 2458-nucleotide messenger RNA. Its product is annotated as dual specificity phosphatase 29-like. The record is from RefSeq and is a predicted model, not a curated record. Gene Ontology annotation, biological process: negative regulation of MAPK cascade; protein dephosphorylation. NCBI's taxonomy places the organism in Eukaryota, Metazoa, Chordata, Actinopteri, Cyprinodontiformes, Poeciliidae. The transcript is spliced from 9 exons. Bases 180 to 1760 code for a protein of 526 amino acids. Gene Ontology annotation, cellular component: cytoplasm. Gene Ontology annotation, molecular function: protein tyrosine/serine/threonine phosphatase activity; MAP kinase phosphatase activity.